CUUUCGGCCCCCUGCGGCGACCCGUAGCAUGCUGCCCUGUGACCCUCGGCGGCGCCGGGGUGAAAGGGCGGGCGGCCAUUUUGUGGCGGUUGGUAGCCCCUGAGGCUGGGGCCCGGUCCGGUCCGGUCCAGCCAGGCCGGGGCAGGCGAGCCGCGGAGCCGGGCGGGUCCGGGGCCCUCCGCGGGUCCCGCUGCGCCGCCGCCGCCGCCAUGUCCUCCUUCUCGGAGUCGGCGCUGGAGCGAAAGCUGUCGGAGCUGAGCAACUCCCAGCAGAGCGUCCAGACGCUGAGCCUGUGGCUCAUCCACCACCGCAAGCACGCCGGGCCCAUCGUCUCCGUCUGGCACCGCGAGCUCCGGAAGGCCAAAUCAAGUAGGAAACUAACUUUCCUAUACUUGGCAAACGAUGUCAUCCAGAACAGUAAAAAGAAGGGACCUGAGUUUACAAAGGAAUUUGAAUCUGUGCUUGUGGAUGCUUUUUCACAUGUUGCCAGGGAGGCAGAUGAGGGCUGCAAGAAGCCCUUGGAGCGAUUGCUGAACAUCUGGCAGGAGAGGAGUGUGUAUGGCAGCGAAUUCAUACAGCAGUUGAAACUGUCCAUGGAGGACUCCAGCAGCCCCCAAACGAAAGUUACAGAGGAGAAGAAGUCCUUGAAGCGGACGUUUCAGCAGAUGCAAGAAGAGGAAGAUGACGAUUAUCCUGGAAGUUACUCCCCACAGGACCCCAAUGCUGGGCCCCUUCUGGCAGAGGACUUGAUCAAAGCCCUGCAAGACUUGGAAAACGCAGCAUCGGGAGAUGCCACUGUGCGGCAGAAAAUCGCCUCUCUUCCCCAGGAGGUUCAGGACGUGUCGCUGUUGGAGAAGAUUACAGACAAAGAGGCGGCAGAGUGCCUUUCGAAGACGGUGGACGAGGCGUGUUUGCUACUCGCGGAGUACAAUGGGCGACUAGCAGCGGAGCUGGAAGACCGGCGCCAGCUGGCACGCAUGCUGAUUGAAUACACGCAGAACCAGAAGGAUGUGCUGACGGAAAAGGAGAAGAAGCUGGAGGAAUACAAGCAGAAACUCGCUCGAGUAACUCAGGUCCGCAAAGAGCUCAAGUCGCACAUCCAGAGCCUGCCGGAUUUGUCACUGCUGCCCAACGUCACUGGGGGGCUGGCGCCUCUCCCGUCUGCUGGGGACCUUUUCUCAACUGACUAGGACGCAAGGGGGUCUGUGUUCCCACCUCCCCUGGUUCCAGCAACAGCAGCAGACCCCUUCGUAACGUUGGGCGAUUCUCGCGGGAAGCCGGCCUUGGAAGGGAUGGGCAGAGACCCGCCAUGGGCCAUCUCCACUGGGCCUGCUGCCCGCUCUGGUGACUGGGGGUUAGGAUGGGCGUGGAAGGGCACCGCCUCUGUUUUGGAGGAAGGCAGAAGGCAUCUUCCUUUCUUGAUGAAAGUUCACACUGACUUCGCUUCCUGGGUGGCACUUCCAGCUGAUGCAGAUCAUGUGUGCCGAGAGCCGUCAAAGAAUUUUGAUUUCUGUGUUGCUUUUUUUCUCUCCUGUGUUAAAAAAAGAAGACGAACUGGAUUGCUUGGGGGUUCCACUCGGGCCACGUCAGUGUUGAUUUGGGGGGCCUGCUAGUCCGUGUGUCAGGAAUGGCAGAGGCAUCUGCUCAGUGGAUCGCCACAGGGAAGAUUCCCCCUCUUCACAUAUGACCAAAAUCAGCUUGGGUGACCGAAACCCCAAUUCCCCUCCUUUCAGCUCUGUGGCCUGGGGUCAGUGGAAGCCAUUCCCGCCGCCCCCCGCCCCCCCGUCCCAUUCGCAUGGGCUGCUCGUUCUACAGCAGUAAAAUGGAAACCACCAAAGGUUCAGAUCAGUGGGUUUUAGUAAGGGUUUGCCCCCCAUCUUUCUCUUGGUCAGCUAAUUUUCUUUUUAGCCUCGAGUCAGUGGGAGGGACAGGGAUUGUAAACAGGCCUGCUCUCUGAAGGGCAGCACAAUUGCCCCCUUCAAACGGAGCCCUGCCUGAGGAGAUGCCCGUAGAGCCAUGCCCAGGCUGGACUAAGCCCUGCUUGUUGGUGCUUUCCCCCUCGUACGCGGCACAGCAGGCUGAUUCUUGGAAGUGCGAGCGUUUAUUUUGCCCUGAUCGCUGCUGAUGGCGUGGGCUUUCCUGCUGUUUUUCAAAAGAAACCACAAAUUACCAAACCCAUUGCUGCUGCAUUUUUGGUAGCCAUAUGAGGCAUCACCCCCCUGCCCCCUUUCUAGGGGAGUUGCCCUUCCCUUUGCUCCCCCCCCCCCCAAGUCUUGAAAUUCCUUUGCUUUCCUUACGUGGAAGGGUUUCGCUUUCUGCUUCGUGCCCAGAUCCAGCCACAAGAAUCCCCUUCUCAGGCUGGCCUCUCGCAGAUGGUCACGACAUCCCCCGUCCGCUCAGCCCAGGCUGGCAGACGUGACCCCGGACGUCUGGCGGUGCCGGGUGGAGAAGGCAGCUUCCCGUGGUCUUUGAGUCUCUGCGCAGCAGCCUUUUCGCCUUCGCAGACCAUGGGGCAGUGAGGAACCCCCCCUUGCGCAUGUGGGUGUGAGACAGAGUGUGCGUUCAGGUCGCAGCAGCACAACUUUGGCAGCCCAUGUAUUCUGUUUUUUGUUUAACGUCAUUGAAAUCUGCUUUCAGAGGUCAGGUUGAGGCAGGACCUGUGAUGAGUGCACUGUGUGGUCUUUUCGCUACGAUCCAAUCCAUCUCUUCCCCUGAGGCAUUUUCUUAAAUCUGUAUAUGAAUCAAUCUAGAAAUUUAGAGGUAUAGGCUGUCAUUUUAACAGCAGUAUAUUCUGAAAUGUCUCAUAAAUAUAUUUUUGAAUAAAGAGGGUGUCAUUC
Messenger RNA from Candoia aspera, 2837 nucleotides. RefSeq names its product regulation of nuclear pre-mRNA domain containing 1B (gene RPRD1B). Bases 210 to 1190 code for a protein of 326 amino acids. The transcript has 7 exons. The record is from RefSeq and is a predicted model, not a curated record. Lineage: Eukaryota; Metazoa; Chordata; Lepidosauria; Squamata; Candoiidae. Gene Ontology annotation, biological process: mRNA 3'-end processing. Gene Ontology annotation, molecular function: RNA polymerase II C-terminal domain binding.